AACAUUUUCCGAACCUUCCCACUUAUUAUUCCGUUCGCACCACCUUCGUACAGGACACUUAGUACACUUUAGGGCAUUUCGAAAGAAAGGUCGUCAACAUAUGUCGCUCGGGGGAAAGUUAAGGUUACCGAUUCGAAGGUUGGAAGAGUUGCAGUCCGUCUUUUGUUUUUCAGUUUCAUUUCUGGCAACCAGUUCUGGACAAGGACGUUUUUGACCCAGAAUCGGGAUCGGUUUUCGACAGAAAUGUCGAGCACACCAUCUCUGUCUCACGAGACAGCUUGCUGAAGGGUGCGAUCUUUCCCAAAUCGUUUCGGACUGGAAGGAGGAACUCGGACUCGUAAACAGUCUGGAAAGACUGUUGAGGGGAGCGUUGUCGUGGGCUGAAUCGGGCAGUUAAACUGCAGCAGCACUCAGCAGAAAAUAUUUCUGCUGAACACCUAUAUUUACUGAAACAAAAAUGACUAACUACAUCGAAAGAAGAGCAUUUAACAUUAUGGGGAUAUUUGAUGGACUAGAAGAUUAUUUAAACACCGGAGAUCCAGUGGUGCGAAAUUGGUUCCUGGUGAAAAGCAACUUCUGGCCCAUCUUUUUGUGUUCAUCGUAUUUGAUGACAGUCAAAGUGAUUGGUCCUUCCUUUAUGAGGGACCGCAAACCCUUCGAACUCAGGAAGACAAUGAUAGUCUACAAUUUCCUUCUUGUGCUCGCUUACCUCGUUUCUGUCAGCACAGUUCUUUAUUUGAUGAAAGAUACAGACACUGCCGUGCUCUGCAAAGAUACGGUAGUCACAAAAGAAAAUUCUACAUAUACGCUGGCAACGUGCGGUUGGGUGAUAUAUAUGCUGAAAUAUGUAGAAUUCCUUGAUACAAUCUUCUUCGUGUUGAGGAAGAAGGACAAGCUAAUCACCAAUCUUCAUGUGAUACAUCACACCAUUCUUCCUAUUUGUGGAUGGAUCUUCUUCCGAACAGAAAGAAGCGGAUUCCAAGCAUAUCCAAUCAUCAUCAACUCUAUUGUGCACAUUGUGAUGUACAGCUACUACGGUCUAGCGGCCAUGGGACCAAGCGUGAGGAAAUACCUGUGGUGGAAGAGAUAUCUCACCAUUGCUCAAAUGAUUCAGUUUAUUUUGAUCAUUCUCUUCGUCACCGUGGUAAUGCCCGUCACCGGAUGCACAGCAACGAAAAGCACCUUCUGGAUCAACGUGUGUGCCGCAGGAUUAUUCUUCGUUCUCUUUUACAAUUUUUACAAAACAUCUUUCACUCCACAGAAAGCGAAAGAUGACGCCAAAGUUCAAAAUGGAAAUGGUUGCGCCAAAUCCGUCGCCAACGGAGACAGCGUGUCCAAUGGACACUCGAAAGCGAAGUGCAACUAGAAAGACUUCUAUUUUUUGUAGCUAAUGGUGCUCGUCCGUCCAGUUCUGUCUGAGACCCCACAUGUCGCCAAACGCCUGUUUAAAUUCAUUCAGUAGUCACUGAUGAAGAGUGUUUUGUACUCUUGAAAUGUGUAUUCGUCUGAUGUUUGAUGCAUGAUAUGUGCAUGUGUACUCUGGACAAGUCAUACAACUUCAGCUAGCAAAAGUAUAUUUAACGAGAAUCCUAUAGUUAUGAAUCCAAUCAGUGAAUAUUAUAGGAUUCAUACAGGAGUGCCAGAACUUAAAAUUUUUGGGAGGGCAGAAAUUCUCAAUUUUGCCGAAUGGAAUUCCAAACAUCGCCAAAUGCUAACAAUUUUGCCGAAUCAUCAGACAAAAAUUCGAAAUCGGAAAUUUUUGGACGGUCAUUGUGACCUCCCAUCGGGGCGCCCCUUAGGUCGCAGCCACUGUUAAUAUUUGGUGGACGUUUUUCCAGCAGUCUAACCCAAAUCUAUGACAACUUUUAAGUUAUUAUCUCACCCCCCCUCCCCUUCCCCCUCCAGAAAAGAACAUUUCAGUUAUGCUGAAAAAUAUGAGAUCCAUAACAGCUAUUGAUCAUUUCCCAUCCUUAAAAAAAAUUGCUUAACUUUUCUAGGUUUCUGAUUGUGAUCAAAAGUGAAGCUUUCCCAUCACGCAAUGAAAUUAAAGGAUUAUGCAAUUGUGGACAUGUUUUCAUUUAAGUGUUUAAAACAAAUUUCAAAAUUGAUAUCAAUUUCAUCAGUAUUAUUAAUAACGAGAUCAGUAUAUUUUGUUUUAGAAUAUAUACUAUUUUGGUUAAGUCCAUUUUACUUCCCCCGGUUUCUUAAUUA
This is a messenger RNA of Uloborus diversus, 2211 nucleotides long. RefSeq names its product elongation of very long chain fatty acids protein 7-like. NCBI's taxonomy places the organism in Eukaryota, Metazoa, Arthropoda, Arachnida, Araneae, Uloboridae. Gene Ontology annotation, cellular component: endoplasmic reticulum membrane. Gene Ontology annotation, biological process: very long-chain fatty acid biosynthetic process; fatty acid elongation, polyunsaturated fatty acid; fatty acid elongation, monounsaturated fatty acid. The transcript is spliced from 8 exons. Gene Ontology annotation, molecular function: fatty acid elongase activity. The record is from RefSeq and is a predicted model, not a curated record. Bases 458 to 1366 code for a protein of 302 amino acids.